AUGGUGCCCAUCAAGGUUGUUGGGCUCAAGCAGGCCAACCGUUGGACCUACCUUCUGGACAACGCUAGGAUCAGUCGCCGCUCUGAAUCAAUCUGGCAUCAUCAGCACACAAACCAGCACAUCGAAGCAGAACUACCAACGCUGGGUACCCUCAGCGAACUCGCGCAGAAAGCGGAUACCCCCCUGACCAAUCCCACCAGCCAACUGCUCAACUCCCCACAACCCAGCCAAUUCAUUGAGAUCCGGAUCGCGCAGCUCGAAAAGGAGCGGAUUGAUGUCGAGAACGAGCUCAGCAAAAGCUUGAAAGAACGGCCCAAUCAGAUCGGACAUCUGCGCAACCAGGCCCGGCUUGCAUCCCUCAAAUAUCACGAUAGUCUCAAACAAAAUCAGGGAAUCUUGCAGAGUGACGCCCAAAUCGAUCCCCUCAAAACUCAGCUCAAAGCCGCCCUUCUGGCUCGGGACUUGCAGACGGACUCCAUCGCCAGCUCAAAACAACCACUGGAAGAGGUGCAAACCGAGCUGAAAACAGCAACGGAAGAGCUCGCACAAAGGAGAGUGGAGAUGGAGGAGAAAGGCGUCGGCUACUUCGCCAAUUUGUCACCAAAACCGCCCACCGGCUCGUCUCAACUACCGGCCACACCCACAACGACAAGGACCCCGGCCCUUGGAGUCGAUGCUGCCCAGCCCGAUCUCUUGACCCAUCAGCGACACCCCGCCUCCGCACCCUCCUGCUCUCCCUCCCCCCAUGCCUCCCACAUCCCUCCCAUCACGCCGCCUCUUCCCCAGUCCUCGACGCUUGUUGACCCUGCUGAUCAAUGCUCUCAACCACCAAACAGCCUAAAAUUUUACCGAGCUUGGACAGCCUCCCCCGUUGACAUUGAACUUGACUCGUCUGCCCUCUCCUUGGCCUCCUCACCUUCCGGCUCCACACCCCGGGGCUCACAUGUGCCCAGCUCUCCGAGAUGGUGGUUUGGGAAGUGGCCUUUAGUCCUGGAACGCGCCCAGAAGCCGCUCGCGACCGUCGAGGGCUUAGUCCUCCCACUGCUGAAAUCUGCCCGGCAGCUUGACGCCAAAGAUGUCUGGACAGAGGACCUCGACAGACACGCAAGUCUGCCUGCGCUCGCAGCGGUUGAGUUCCUGGCGGAAAUGUACGCCGGCGCGGGUGGCAAGAUGCUGAUGUAUUGCUCUUUGCGUAUGCCUCCUAUUUGGUCAAAAAGGAUCAUUGUGGCUCUGGACCCAACGGCCAAAUCCAUGAAUCGGGCCUAG
Molecule: messenger RNA, 1266 nt
Organism: Puccinia triticina
Lineage: Eukaryota; Fungi; Basidiomycota; Pucciniomycetes; Pucciniales; Pucciniaceae
Exons: 8
Coding region: 1-1266 (421 amino acids)
Source: RefSeq, a predicted model, not a curated record